Molecule: messenger RNA, 1752 nt
Organism: Oreochromis niloticus (Nile tilapia)
Lineage: Eukaryota; Metazoa; Chordata; Actinopteri; Cichliformes; Cichlidae
Product: insulin-like growth factor-binding protein 1
Exons: 5
Coding region: 72-815 (247 amino acids)
Biological process (GO): regulation of insulin-like growth factor receptor signaling pathway
Cellular component (GO): extracellular region
Molecular function (GO): insulin-like growth factor II binding; insulin-like growth factor I binding
Source: RefSeq, a predicted model, not a curated record
AAAACUUGUUAGAAGAAACUGACAGUUUUAAACGACGAGUCUAAAAAGCUAAAGAAUUUCGUCAGAAGGAAAUGUUUGGAUUAAGCGAGAAGCUGACGUUUGUGGCAGCGGCGGCUCUGGUUGUCUUGUCCGUAGUGAGGUCAUCUCCGGUGGUGGGGCCAGAGCCUAUCCGCUGUGCCCCCUGUACUCAACAGAAGCUGAACGACUGCCCCGCCAUCCCAGCAGGCUGCAAGCAGGUGUUAAGGGAGCCAGGCUGUGGCUGCUGCAUGGCCUGUGCGCUCGAGGAGGGGGCUUCCUGUGGAGUUCACACAGCCCACUGUGCUGAGGGUCUCCGCUGCACUCCUAGACCUGGUGAAGCCAGACCACUGCACGCUCUGACCAGAGGACAGGGAAUCUGCACUGUCGACCUCGGCCAAGAGGAAGAUGGAGGAGUCCCUGACCAUGGCUCGUUGCAGCACAUUCUGGGACUUAACCUUCCCUUUGAUCACCAAGAUUUUGCUGAAGGCCAGGAGAGUCUCAAGGCUAAGGUCAAUGCCAUACGCAGCAAACUGGUGCAACAGGGUCCAUGUCACACUGAACUGCACGAAGCACUGGACACGAUAGCCAUCUCUCAGCAGAGGUUAGGAGAGAAGUUCACAACUUUCUACCUUCCCAACUGUGAUAAGCAUGGCUUCUACAAGGCCAAGCAGUGCGAGUCAUCUCUCGUUGGACCACCCGCUCGCUGCUGGUGUGUCUCGUCUUGGAAUGGGAAGAGGCUCCCAGGAUCGAGCGACUUGGUCGGUGACUCAGAGUGCCAUCAAGAAGUUACUCACUGAAGGAUGGACUCUGUUGUCACUCAAAAACCAACUUUCACACACACAAAGGCACACACAUUAACAGACACAGGAGGUCGAGAUAAAUGUACCCUCAGCCACUCGAUGAGCCGGCUCUCCUUUGCAAAAAUGAAACUGUGAAAACUUAUUUGAGUGGAGGAAAUUUCCUCCCAUCUUAUUUACAUGGUGUAUGUAUGAUCAACUUAUUUAUUCGCUGCCUGUAUAUUCUUACAAGCAUUAACCAUUUGUCAUUUUUAGAUCUUUUAUAUGUUUGCCUGUUUUAUUUUUUUCAGUUGUAAAUAUAGGGCGACACUGUAUACAUUUGUGUUUCUGACUAAAUAACUCCAUUGCUCAAAACCACAGGUCCAUUACGGUGCCAAGCCCAUUUGAGAGACUUUGGGAUAAAAAAAAUUUUUUUAAUUCAUUCAUAACUAGAGCUGUGCACGGCAGGAAACAACACAGCAGCUCAUUCAUUCAUUCUGUUGACAUUGUCUGAAUGUAUCUCCACUGGCGUUUCCUCAAUGGGUAUUGGGUGAAAUGCUUAAAGUGCCACAAGUAUGUGCAUGGUGGCCUAGCACAAACAUAUCAGUGCUCUUCCAAGCCACGCUGAGGUUUGGGAUGGGUUGCUCAUCAUUCGUCUACCUCUGCUGGUCUCUGCAUGUCCACAGUUUGAGCAGAGGAUUUCUGAGACCUCUUCUCAGCUACAUCUUCUCACAUUAGGGACUUUAUUGGACCUUUUCUUUAUCUAACUACCUACUCUAGUAUUUAUUAUCAUUCACUUGUGUUUAAAGAUUUGUUAGUUGUUGUAGCCAUGUGCAGUAGAUCCAGUUUCAACUGAAUGCUAAUUGCCCUGGAAUGCUGCUUUUUCCAUUAUUGGGUUUGUUGUAUAUACUCUAAUUCUGUGGAUGUGCAUCUUAAUAAAAUCUUAUUUUAUGACAAA